AAUUUUUCAAAGUGGAUAAAUUAGUAAUAAGAACGUCUAUCCUUGUUCUUCUUGAAAAGGAAUAUCCAGACUACGUAUAUACUGAAGAUCAGUUGGAAACUUGGAUUAAGGAUAAUUUAAGACUAAGUGGUACUACUGAUAAAAAGCGUACUGUUGGAUUAAGACAAUACUUAGAGGAGAAAUUGGAAGAAUCAUCGAGUGAAGAAAGUGAAAGAGGUAUACUUGCUCGAAGUACACGUUGGAUUGGAAGUGUAGUGAAUAAUCUAACGCAACCUAGAAUAGAAUUAGAAUCUACAACGGAAUCUAGUUUCGAACUGUCACAGGAUCAAAUAUUAUCUGUUUUAGAAGAUAUGGAAGGAACCAGAAUGCAGAACUACAUGUGGUCUCAGGUUCAAAGUUUCAAAAGUGGAAAUGCUAAGGAUAUUGGUCCUCACAUCGACCAAAUAGAAAGAUGUUUUGUUUUUGAUAAGAUUGAUAAAGAUGAUCUUAAAAUUGUAGCUUUGAGAUUAAAAGUUGACAAUAAAAUAAAUUGUUAUAUCGAUUCUCUUGAUAAUGAUAUUAUUAAAGAUUACGAUAAAUUGACUAAAGAUCUUAGAAGAAAAUUUUCAGGCACAGUUGGGAAAUGGCCCGCUUUGCAUAAAUGGAGAACUUUUUUUUUGGAUACUAGUAGUAUAGAAAAGUUACGUUCAAGUUUUAGCGAAUUUGAAAACAUAAUGGACUCUAUUGAUAGGAAAAUGAUGAUAGAAGAUAGGCUUAUUAGAUUAGCCGACAAGAUAAGAGAAGAAUAUUUGUUUGUUCAUUUGAGAAACAACAUAGAGAGUUACAACUGCAUGGAUGAUUGCAGAAUGGACUUAGAAGCAGUCGUGUUGGAACAUGGAACAAAAACUAUGAGGAGAAAUCCAAAUAUGAACAAUAGAAGAAUUUUCCAAGAAAGAAAAUUUGAAGGAAACUGUAAUCACUGUCAAAUUCAAGGACACAAGAUGGUAGACUGUGAAAUAAGAAAAUCUGGUUCACCAGCAGGGAACUAUGUUAAAAGAGAUAGAUUUAAAGGAAAUAGUAACCAUGGAGGUUUUAAACAAAAUCAAACCAAUUCUACUGAUGUUCUGGAAGGAGCAGGAAAAUUGAUAGUAAUAUAUACGGAAAUUAAAGAAUUUAGUAUACUAACCCUCGCAGAUGCUGGUAGUAGUACUAAUAUUAUGAGAAAAUCUACAUUAAUUAAAGUAGGAUUAGAAGAUCAAAUGAAACCAUGUAAUACUGGAUUAAAAGGAGCUUUUGGAAAAGAAGUCGUUGCCAUUGGGAAAGUAGAUGUACCAUUCAAGUUAAACGGUUCAAACCUUAGGGAUGAAUUCUUGAUUAUAGAUGACAAAGAUUUUGGAAACCCAGACGUUGAAAUUUUAAUUGGUAUAGACAUUUGGAGACGUGUAGGAUUCUCCGAAAUCGAGAAACUGGAUAAGCAAUAUCGUAAAUUGAAAAUUGCCGGUACCCCUCAAACGUGUAAUAUACAAGUAGUAAAAACGGGUUUAUCGAAUGAUCAAGCAUACAAGAGAAUAAAAGAAAUUUGUCCAGAAGUUAUUGAAAUUUUUUCUAAAGAUGAAAACGAUAUCGGAUGUUAUUAUAAAGAAAUAGAACCACAAACUUACCUUAAUGAGAUGGCUAUGCCAUUCAAACCUUAUAGAUAUCCACAGAGAAUGAAGGAUGUAGCAAGAGAAAUGAUUGAUAAGUUGGUAGAAAAGAAAAUAAUAGUUAGAGGUUAUACUGAACAUCUACACAACAUAUUAAUAGUUAAGAAACCAAACUCUGGUUUCAGAGCAGUUACUGAUUUACGGUCAGUAAACAAAAAUGUAGUGAAGACAAACUAUCCAGCACCAAAUAUUGAAAUUGCAUUAAAUUCUAUUGCAGGUGCAGAUUUUUAUUGUACACUGGACUUACCAGAAGCUUUUCAUCAAUUUCCAUUAAGUGUUAGUGAUCAUGGAAAAUUCGGAAUUUAUUUUGAAGGAGAAGUAUAUUAUUAUGUGCGCAUGCCAAUGGGUUUUAUUAACGCACCAAUGGAGUUACAAAAAGAAAUGAAUUCAAUUACAGAAGAAUGUCCAAAUUUGAAGUUUUUCUUUGAUGACGGACUAAUAACUACAAAAGGAUCUAUGGAAACUCACAUGGAAAACAUAAUAAGAGCACUCAAUUGUCUAAGACAGAGAGGGCUUAAAAUAUCAUUAAAAAAAUCAGUAUUAGUUGCUGAAGAGGUUAGAUAUUUAGGACAUUUACUAAGUAAAAAUGGAAUAGCUAUAAAUGAAUCUUCAAAAGAAUCAAUAUUAAAAAUCGCUAUACCUAAAAACCAGGAGGAUAUAAGAAAAUUCCUCGGAAGUAUAGGUUUUUUUCAAAGAUUUAUACCAGAUUACUCUCAGACAUUAUGCUGCAUAACUAAUUUGUUGGGAAAAAACAAAGUCUUCAAUUGGGGACAAGAAUGUACUGAUGCUUUUAAUAAAAUCAAGUCAGAUUUGAUAGAACAUAGUCAAUUAGCGGUAGAAGAUUUAUCCAAACCACUAAUCAUCUAUUCCGACGCGUCCUUAAUAGGAUAUGGAGGUGUUAUCUGUCAGAAACAAGAUAAUGGGGAGAUUAAACCAUUAACUUAUUAUUCUAGGAAAAGAAAAAUGACUAAGAAUAAAGAUUCAUGCUAUUUGGAAGGAAUGUGUAUCCUAUUGAUGUCAAGAAAAUAUAGACAUAAAUUGAUAGGAAGUAGAAUAUUUUGGUAUUCAGACAAUUUGCCAUUGAUAUAUAUGUUUCAAAGAGGCACUGAUCAUCCAAAAUUCGCAUCUUGGUGUUUAGAAUUGUCAUGUUAUGACAUAACCUUUCGUCAUAUUGAAGGUAAACUAAAUACAUUUGCAGAUUUUUUAAGUAGAUAUACUGAAUUGGAGAUGGAAAAAGAGGAAGAGGAGGAGGCUAGUGAGCCAAAAUGCUUUGUUAAUAAUAUUACAACAACAUAUGAUAUUGUUAAAUUACAGAAUGAAGAUGAAGACAUACAAAAGAUAAAUGAUCUUGAAAUAAUGUCAGGUGUAAAAGGGAGAUUCGAACAAGUGUGUGGAAGGAUCGUUUUUAAGCCUUAUAUACCAGAUGGGGAAAUGAGAGAAAUUAUAAAAAGAUAUCAUGAGUAUGGUCAUUUCAAUGUAAAGAAAUUAUAUCAUACAAUUAAGUUAAGAUAUGUCAAUGAUAAUUUACAGAAGUUAAUAAAAUUAGUAACAGAUGAAUGUGUUACUUGUCAAACAAGAAACUUACAUCACAACCGAAUUUAUAUUCAGAAAUCUCUGUGUGUAGAAAAUCCAAGAGAUAGUUAUUCACUAGACAUAUGUGGACCAAUUAACUUGGGAAGUAGAUGGAGAUAUAUAUUAUUGAUGGUGGAUGUAUUCAGUUCUUAUUGGAUUGCAAGACCAUUGAUCCAAACUACAAGUGAGGAGAUAAGAGAGGAGAUGAUGGUAAUAUUCUUAAACAGUGGUUAUCCGAAGCAAGUCCGUAUGGAUAAUGCUAGUUAUCUACGUAGUGAGAAAUUAUCUAAAGCACUUAAGGAGUUAAAUAUUGAAGUAUCUUUUACAACACCGUAUGCUCAUAAAGGAAACACAAAGGUAGAAAGAGGAUUUCAUACAUUGGAGAGCAUGUUGAGUAAAUGCAUGAAGUUAGACAACAAUAACAAAUCAUGGGAGGAAUUUCUUCCUGUCUGCACUUACUAUUAUAACACUGCAGCGAUGGAUGAUUGCGGCACUACACCAUAUGAGUUGUUUUAUGGAACUUCACCAAAUGUUCCAGAAGAAUCACAUUUAAAUGCUAGUCCAGGAUUAGUAGAAAAGGAUAUACAAUUAGCUGAGUGGAAAUACAAAUUGGCAAUUGUAAGAAAUACAGCUGCGGCCUUAAAACUAGAUAGAAAAUUAAGAAAAAUGAAUAAAGUUAAAAAUUGGAUAGAAUUUGAAAUAGGUCAGAAAAUAUUG
This is a messenger RNA of Strongyloides ratti, 3971 nucleotides long. RefSeq names its product Reverse transcriptase domain and Integrase,catalytic core domain and Ribonuclease H-like domain-containing protein. The record is from RefSeq and is a predicted model, not a curated record. Gene Ontology annotation, molecular function: nucleic acid binding. Gene Ontology annotation, biological process: DNA integration. The annotation marks the transcript as partial. NCBI's taxonomy places the organism in Eukaryota, Metazoa, Nematoda, Chromadorea, Rhabditida, Strongyloididae. The transcript has a single exon.